Messenger RNA from Selaginella moellendorffii, 2136 nucleotides. RefSeq names its product pentatricopeptide repeat-containing protein At4g02750-like. Bases 1 to 2136 code for a protein of 711 amino acids. Gene Ontology annotation, molecular function: protein binding. The record is from RefSeq and is a predicted model, not a curated record. Lineage: Eukaryota; Viridiplantae; Streptophyta; Lycopodiopsida; Selaginellales; Selaginellaceae. The transcript has a single exon.
AUGCUUGCUGAGAGGAAGAUCUUGGCGCAGCUCGUCAAGGCCGCCGGCGAUGGCAGGGACGCGGUCGAUGGGCGGCGGAUUCAUGCGCGCGUCUUGCGCAGGGAGCUCGGCCGCGAUCGAUUCCUCCAGAAUCUCCUGGUGGAGAUGUAUGGCAAAUGCGGGCGAUUGGAGGAAGCCCUGGCGGUGUUCGAGGGCAUCGAUCAGCCAAACAUCUUCUCCUGGAACAUCAUGCUCCAGGCGAUGGCGCACAGCGAGGAUGUGGAGGCCACGGUAGGGUUCUUCGAGCUCAUGCCCGUCCGGGACGCUGUUUCUUGGAAUGCGAUGCUCAAGAAGCAGUGCUGCUGCCACGAGGAUGGAAGAGGGGAAUCGAUCCAGGCGCGGGAUUUCUUCCAGCGGAUGCCGCAUCACGGCAUCGUCGCGGCCACCGCGAUGAUCGCAGCGCUUGGCCACGAUCGCCAGGUCUCCCAGGCGCAGGAGAUUUUCGACGCGAUGCCUGCCCAGGACGUGGUUUCUUGGACCGCGAUGACGACGGCGCUGGCGGCGACCGGAGAUCUAGACCGCGCGAGGGGGAUGUUCGAUCGGAUGCCGGAGAGGAACGAGGUGACUUGGAAGGCAUCGAUCCAGGCGCUCGCGGAGAGGCGAUUCCUCCCCCAGGCCAGGGAGAUGUUCCAGCGAAUGCCGGCGCACGAUUCUUUCGCGUGUAACGCGAUGAUCCAGGCGUACGUCGAGAGCGGCGAUCUGGAGAGCGCCCGCGAGACAUUCUCGUCAAUGGAGGAGAAGAACGCCGUGGCGUGGAAUUUGCUCAUCGUUACGCAUGCCUCGAAUGGGUAUGUGGAAGAGGCCGUGAAUUUCCUCCAUAGCACUCCACACGAGGACGUGAUGCCGUGGAACGCAACACUCCAAUCGCUAGCGCACAGAGGCAUGCUGGGAGAGGCGAGGAAGAUCUUCGCUACUAUGCCACAGCGAAACUUUGUUUCGUGGUCACUGAUGAUCGCUGCAAAUGCCGAGGCCGGGGAUCUAGAAGCCGCGAGGGAUUUGUACGAGCGAUCGCCAACGCCGCGAGACAUGAUCGUCUCAACGGCGAUGCUCUCGGGGUAUGCUCGAAACGGCUGCCUGGAUCGAGCGGGGAGCUUGUUCGACGAGAUGGAGAGCUGGGACGUUGUCGCGAUCACGACCAUGAUCACGGCAUACGCGAACCAUGGUGUUCUUGGCGAGGCCUGGGAUUUGUUCCGGAGGAUGCCGCAGAGAGAUCGCGUGACUUGGAACACUAUGAUCGCGGCCUACACUCACAACUCUCGGGCCAGAGAAGCGAGAGUUUUGCUCGAGAGGAUGCCGAGAUGGAGCUCGGUUUCGUGGAACACGGUUCUCUCCGGUUACGCGUACGCUGGUCUCUUGGCCGAGGCAACCAAGUUGGCGAUCGAGAUGCCGCAGAGGGACGUGGUUUCCUUCACGAUCAUGCUCGCGGCGAGUGCUCUAGCCGGAGAGCUCGCUCAGGCCAAGAAGAUCUUCGACGCGAUGCCACAGCGAGACGCAGCGUCCUGGCACACAAUGCUCGUCGUCUACGCGCAGCACGGCCGCCUCACGGACGCUCGCUCGAUCUUCGAGGAGAUGCCGCAGCGAGACGUGGUGUCCUGGACGGCGCUGGUGGCGUCCAACGCUCGCCACGGCCGCUGUGAGGACGCGAGGCGCUUGUUCCAGCUCAUGGAGCUCGAGGGAGAGCUCCCGGACGAGGUGAGCUUCACCGGUAUCCUGAGCGCCUGCUGCCACACCGGAUCGCUGGACGACUGCUGGAGUUUCUUCCGGGCGAUGGUGGGCGACUACAGCAUCCGGCCGCUCCAGGAGCACUUCUCGUGCUUGGCGGACGCGCUGGGCCGCGCCGGGAGGCUGGCGGAAGCUCGGGAAGUGGUGGAGAGAAUGCCAUUCUCGCGGGAUACAGCCACCGAGACGAGCUUGCUGAGCGCCAACCGGAUCCAUGGCGAGGUGAGCGAGGAGGAUAUCACAGUGGACGAUCGUGGCGGUGCCUGUGCAGCGCUGAUUUCCAACGCUUUGGCUGCCGCUGGGAGGAGGGAGGAUCCAAGAGCUCGCGCGAGCAACGCUGGGUUGAGGCCUGGGCGGAGCUGCGUUUUUGCUGCGUGA